Molecule: messenger RNA, 988 nt
Organism: Homo sapiens (human)
Lineage: Eukaryota; Metazoa; Chordata; Mammalia; Primates; Hominidae
Gene: SPACDR
Product: sperm acrosome developmental regulator
Exons: 3
Coding region: 236-856 (206 amino acids)
Cellular component (GO): acrosomal vesicle
Source: RefSeq, marked validated
CCUACUUCGACUCCUCUCCCUGUCCCAGGGAGGGGAGAAAAGGUCUGGGAUUCAUUGCCAGGAGGGGCUUCCCCCAGGAUUUCCUACUUCUUUCUUUACUGCUGUGCUUGAAGCUCACAGGAGACCCCUCAAGAGGUGGUCACCGGCCCACAGCCCACCCCAUCCCCCACCCGCCACCCCCACCGUACCAAAUGCUAGCUCUGCCCUUUCUUCUGUGUUUUUCCCAUCAAGAGAGAUGGUUGUGGUCAUGAAGUUCUUCCGAUGGGUUAGACGGGCUUGGCAAAGGAUUAUUUCCUGGGUUUUCUUCUGGAGGCAAAAAAUUAAACCAACCAUCUCAGGACACCCUGACUCCAAGAAACACUCAUUGAAGAAGAUGGAGAAGACUCUCCAGGUGGUUGAGACUUUGAGGUUGGUCGAGCUCCCAAAAGAGGCUAAGCCCAAGUUGGGUGAGUCCCCCGAGCUGGCAGAUCCCUGCGUGUUGGCCAAGACUACAGAGGAGACCGAGGUGGAGCUGGGCCAACAGGGCCAAUCCCUACUGCAGCUGCCGAGGACGGCCGUCAAGUCUGUCUCCACGCUCAUGGUCUCUGCCCUGCAGAGCGGCUGGCAGAUGUGCAGCUGGAAGUCAUCAGUGAGUUCUGCCUCAGUCAGCUCCCAAGUGAGGACGCAGUCACCUUUGAAGACUCCGGAGGCUGAGUUGCUGUGGGAGGUGUACCUGGUGCUGUGGGCCGUUCGGAAACACCUGCGCCGGCUGUACCGCAGGCAGGAGAGGCACAGACGGCACCACGUCCGAUGCCAUGCUGCCCCCCGACCCAACCCGGCUCAGUCCCUGAAACUGGAUGCCCAAAGUCCCCUCUAGGGGGAACCCCAGACCCUUAGAGAGUCCUGACCUCACUCUUACCUGGGGUCCCAUAUCAGCCCCUUCAUUCCAUGUAUUCCAGUUGUAAAACAAGUAUCAAAAUAUUGGGAAAUAAAUAUCAGAUAGUUCUGA